CAAAACCUGUUAUCAUCACCAAUUCCAGUGCAGUACUAGUGCAGCCCCAGUGCAGAGGAAAAGAACAAACCUUAUAUAUGUAUGUCGAUGACAUUACCCUUCGCUGAAAUGUAUACAAACUUCUGAAUUAUCAGAAAUCAUCGGCUUUGUUUGCAUUUAUUAAGUGUUAAGUUUGCAUCAUCAUACCUUGAGAUAUAAUCUUUGUGUGGUUAUAUCCGAAGGAAUUGUUAGUCUUUAUAAAGAAAUUCUCAUGUUUUUAUACGAUUCACAGUUACAUUUCUAACUGCUUUAUUCGUGUUAAAUAUAACGUAUGUUUAUUCUGAUCUAUUCAUGAAGAUAAUUGAAGAUAAUCUCAUAUAUACCACAUUUACCACGUUUACAUGAUAAUGAACAGUUUGCUUCACUAAGAUACAAUGUCAGAUGAUAACAUGCCACAUGUCUCCUAUGGACUUGAUAGCCGUGGGAGAAUAGUACGUAUCGAGUCAGGUAUAACCAGGGCCAAUAUUAGACGUCUUCCAAGUAUAGAGGAAGCUUUAAGGAGACUCAGCACAAACUUAAGAGCUGAUAGACAAACUACCGAUUCUAAUAAUGAAAUAUCUGAUUCCCAAGCAAUGGCACAAAUAGUAUCACUGGAGGAGGAUAGUUCUCAAAAUGAUAUAACAGAUCAUGAAUUAUCUGUGGAUAUUACUGAUGGAGCAUCUUCACCAAAUCAAAUCACAUCUAGUGUAUCAUCAUUGACUCCAGAAGAAGAAUAUAUUAUUUAUGAUUAUACUUUUGGAACAUGUAGUCCUACAUGCAAAUCAAUUACAGGUCCUUUAGUAGUAGUUCUCGACACAAUUGAUGCAGUUAUCUUCCGAGUAUGUCCUUUUAUUGCUGCUGGUAUAGUAGUUGGAUCCAUAUAUUGGACAGCUGUGACUUAUGGUGCAGUUACUGUAAUGCAGGUGGUUGGUCAUAAGGAUGGUCUCACCAUGAUGGAACAAGCGGAUCCUUUAGUCUUAUUGGUUGGCUUGCCAACUAUUCCAAUUAUGUUAGUUUUGGGGAAAAUGCUUCGUUGGGAAGACCAGGCUCUUAGUUUUCUGAGGCGGCAUGCAUCUAAGGUUCCUAUUUUAAGACAUUUCCUACCGAGUAGGUUUGUAUUACAUUAUUAUUUGUAUGUUCUAAUUUUCUAAAGAACAUUGUUGGGUGGUGCAGCUUUUAUAACAAUAAAAGGUGCAUUUAAGAUUUAUCAUAAACAACAACAAUAUAAGAGGCAAUGUCAGCGUCGCGUAAUGGACUAUACGGAAAGCAAUGUAGCGUUAUACAAAAGACAACAAGAUUCCGAAAGUGAUCAAAGUUAAAUAAAAUAUCAACGAAUAUUCGAAUAUUGAUUUGUGGAUAUAAUUUCUUAAAUAUAAAGCAGCUUGAUACUUUACAGUAGUUUUCAAUACAUAAACAAUCUGACAAAUAUAAUCUUCAAUGUCACAAGUACACGCGUACACAUAUAUACACACAUAUACACGCGCACGCGGUGACUACAGACUACAGAAUGUGAAAUAGUUGUAUUGUAUAUAAGAAUAUAAAAAUAAGGAUUAUAUUUGAUUAAGAUCAAUAAUUAAUUUAAAACUAUUUUUUGAAAGAUAAAAGGUAUUGGUAAAGAUGACAUCUCCUUUAAAUUAACAUUUAGAGGAACAGAGUACAUUUUAAUAAUUAUUAUAUUACAUAGGUAAUACUUUUUCUACAAUCUUCCUUGUAUGACAAAAAAUUAAAAUUGAAAUAACUGCAAA
This is a messenger RNA of Pogonomyrmex barbatus (red harvester ant), 1763 nucleotides long. RefSeq names its product E3 ubiquitin-protein ligase MARCHF5. Gene Ontology annotation, molecular function: zinc ion binding. The record is from RefSeq and is a predicted model, not a curated record. Lineage: Eukaryota; Metazoa; Arthropoda; Insecta; Hymenoptera; Formicidae.